Molecule: messenger RNA, 141 nt
Organism: Penaeus chinensis
Lineage: Eukaryota; Metazoa; Arthropoda; Malacostraca; Decapoda; Penaeidae
Product: fringe glycosyltransferase-like
Cellular component (GO): membrane
Molecular function (GO): glycosyltransferase activity
Source: RefSeq, a predicted model, not a curated record
AUCAGCUUCAGCUACUCGAAGCACCCGCGGGGGAAGAUGAACGCCCUGCCCAUAGACGGCCUCGACGCCUAUCAGGACCCAACCAGAUUCCUCUCCAUCCACUGUCGACUCUUCGGUGACGCGCCUUAUUGCCCCAAGUAG